This is a messenger RNA of Diceros bicornis minor, 9499 nucleotides long. RefSeq names its product Myb/SANT DNA binding domain containing 2 (gene MSANTD2). Bases 7828 to 8817 code for a protein of 329 amino acids. The record is from RefSeq and is a predicted model, not a curated record. The transcript has 6 exons. NCBI's taxonomy places the organism in Eukaryota, Metazoa, Chordata, Mammalia, Perissodactyla, Rhinocerotidae.
UGGUGUGGGGCAGAACACCUGCCUGUUACUACAUGUAUGCAUUGUACCCACAGGCUCAGCUAAUCUCCCUCCCCCAAACUGGCAAUCUUCAAAUGCCCAUCACCUGCACCAUCCCCCCUAACCUGUACCAGCCCCUCAUUCACCCCCUGUCUCCCUGGUCACCUCGCUGCCCCUGAGUGCUCUUCACCAGAACAGUUCUUGGUCGCCUAUGCAUUGUCGUUUCAUCACCACUUGGGGUGUUUAGAAAGGUGGUCAACAACCCACUAAAACUGAUUUCCUAGCCCAGGGAUGGGCCAUAAACUGGAGGUAGAUGAAAGAGGAUUAGAAGAUAUUGAGGUGAGAUCAAGUUUUUUUCAAUCAUUGUGCUCUUUUUCUUUUAGAUUUAAGGUAUAAAGACUCCAGAAGUGUCAUUAAUUUGGAACGAGUCAUGUCCCAGAUAUUCUAAUAAAAUGUUUUACACUAUAUAGUUCCAGAUAGCUGGAGCCUAGGGUUUGAGGGAAGAGGGUGAAAAGAGGUGGGAAGUGGUAAGAAAUGAGACUGGAGACAUAAACAGGAGGUCAGAUGAUGUGCCGAGGAGUUUGGACUUGAUCUUAAUCAUCAAGGAAUUUUAAGCUGGGGAGUGAUGCAGUCAGUCUUAGGUUCUAGAACUGGCUGCAAUGUGGAAAAUGAAUUGGAAGGAGUAAGACUGGAAGCACAAAGAUCACUUGGAGGCUUCUUGCAGUAAGCUAGACAAAAGGUGAAAUAAAACAGGCAGUGAACACGGAGAGAAGAGAACAGAUUUCAGAUGUAUCAAAAUCGGUGGGGCUGUUUGGAGAAUCUGAAAAUUCUAAUUUAUAGGAUUUGUUAGAUCUUAACCUGUCACACAACUCACUAUUUACUUCUCUACAAACUUACACAGAGGAUUCUUUGUUGUGGUCCUCCAAGAUGAUCGCAAUACUUCAUAGCUUAAGUUUUUAGAGUUGGUUCUAGAACCCAAUGAGAUCCAGCUAAAACACCAUUUUAGGACAGUCGUGUCAGUGUUACCUCUAGGGUAUACUCUAUAUAGACUCUUGGAUUCUGAUCUGCUCUCCAAUCUUCAGGAGUGAUGAUCCUGCCUUCUUUUUUCCUAACACUACCAGAGAGCAAGAACUGAAAUUCAGAUCUAAAGUUUCAAAUGUUCAUUGUCACACAGGCACUCUGAAGUAUGCUUAUAUCACUAGGUUGAGGUAGAAUAGCAGUUUUUUUCCCCUUUGGAAGGUUAUAUCUGUGUAAUGUUUAAAAAUUGUUAAAAAAUGGGAGAAAAAACUUCUUGAGUUUCAAAAACAAAGACCAGUACUAUAAUAAGCUUUAGCUGUUAAACAACUGAUUGUUAGGGUUGCCGUGAUUAUUAAUUUUAUUUCUGUUGUGGGGUUCAUGCAAUGUGUUCUUCUGCCUACUAUUUACCAUUGCAGAAACUUCAUUCAGUGUUCAAAAUGAAUGCUUAAUGAAUCUGUGCCUCGUAUGCAUAUGUUACAAAUUAUCUGAAGUUUGUAAUCUAUGCAGGGUCUUCCCUCCUAUUGUUCUGAAUAAUUGAAAAAUGUCUGCAUAUUGGAAAAAGGCAUGUAUUUGAAUCUGUAUAAUUCUUACCUAUUUGUAGUUGAGAGAGUUCUUGAGAGCCAGUGGAAAUACUUUUUUUUCUUGGCGCUAAUCAAGUGAGUGUUACCUUGUCACUUAGUGGUAUGUGUUGUUAUUCCUUAGUAAGAUACAAACCUGUGUUUAUUCUCAGACAUUUUAGGAAUAACAGCCAUCAUUUUUAUAUAUGUGUUCUUGGCUGUAUUCAUAAAUUACAUAUUUUAAGCUUCCAAAUAAUACUUCAUUCAAUAUAAAUUGAUACGGUAGAAUGGAAGUUAUUUACUUAGAUAUGUUUUCUAGUUACAUUUUCUCAGCCUAUGUAAGACUACUUUGUUGUAAUAGCCUGAAUUUUUGAAACUCGUAAUAUUGUUUCUCUACUAUCUACCUUCACAUUACUUCAUUUAUCCGAAUAAGUCAAUUAUGUUUGUAAUUGAUAUUAAUAAAACCAGAAUAAAGUUCAUAUCUACCAAAAACUGCUUUUAUUAUUAUUAUUUUAAAUUUACAAAUACUUUUCUCUAAAUGGAAAGAGCUGGUUUAUGAUUUAGAAAGAAGAGUAUGAUAGGUAAAAAAGUCCCUCUACCUUUUACUGAUCUCUCAACUGCCAUAUUACAGUCUUAAGGAAGUUUUACUCAUUUAUUCAUUCAUUCAUUCAUUCAUUCAUUUAGCAGAAAUCUAUUGAGCUGCUUCUGCAUGCCAGACAUUGAUUUAGCUGCUGGGAAUACAUCAGUGAACAAAACUGAAAAAAACCCCUGCCUUCAAAGAGCUUACAUUUUGGUAGAAAACAAUAUGACCUUUAAAAUAUGUAAUUCAGGGGGCUGGCCCCGUGGCCUCGUGGUUAAGUUCGGCAUGCUCUGCUUUGGCGGCCCAGGUUCAGUUCCCAGGGGUGGCCUACACCACUUGGUGGCGGACAUGCUGUGGCAGUGACCCACAUACAAAAUAGAGGAAGACUGCUACAUACAGAUGUUUGCUCAGGGCAAAUCUUCCUCAAGCAAAAAGAGGAGGAUUGGCAAUAGUUGUUAGCUCAGGGUGAAUAUUCCUCAGCAAAAAAUAAAUAAAUAAAUAAAAAUAAAAAUUUUAAAAAUUAUGUAAUUCAAAACAGUUAACACAAUUAGAAAACCCUCAACGAUGAUAUUUUUUGAUAUCAGCCUUAUUGACCUUAGAAAGUUUGAGCUGUCUACCUUUCAUUAUAAAUAAGAAAUAGAAAUUCAUUUGCCUUUGCUUUAUUAAGAAUGAUUUACAUGAUUUUAUAAUAUGCCUUUUUAUUGUGAUAUGUCCAGUUGUCACUGAGGUUUGCCCCACCAAGCAGCAAAGUACAACAUUGUUAGUAUUCAUUCAGUGAUUAGAUAAUGAGCACCCUUGUGCUGGGUCCUGAGGUUCAGUCUUCAGCAAAACCAGGUAAUGUCUCCUCUCUCAUGCAAAUUAGGAAACAUGGUUAAUAGUUGGAAUUUGAGAGAUCAGAGUUGUGCCAAUUUUAGAACAGUAUAAAAUAAUGUUUUUUUCUUUAUAUAUGUAAUGUAAACCACAUUAAAAAUUAAGAGGAAAAAUCAAGGGAAAAAUGUUAACAUUUCAUGGUUAUGCUACAGUGAAGAAGUUAUUUUUCAAGAAGUGAUGGUAAAUCUGAUUUUAAUUUGGGUAAAUUUCCAUGCACCAAAAAAGGAAUGUAAAUCUACAUGCUUUUUGUUCUUUUGAACUCAAGAAAAUACAUGUGUCAUUCAUCCUUCUUAUUUGAUUCAUGCCAAGUUUUGCCUGCCUCCUGCUUCUUGUAAACAGGUUGCCCAGUGAGUGAGGCCUGCUCCUCACUUUGGAUACCUUUUAGGUAGUUAGGAUACCUUUCUACCCCUUUUGUUUAUAGCUAAGUGUGUUAGUCACCAUAUUCUUGCCAAGACUAUAAACCUUUGAAAAUGGUUAAAUGAUUGGCUUUUAUCUAUAAAAGAGGAAAUAUGAGCACAAAGUUGAAGAAGCUAUGAUGAUAUAGCCAGGUGUUUCUGAAACUUGAGUAAUGUAUGGGCAAAAACAUGUUCAUAUAAAAAUGUUACUUAAUAUGUAACAAACCUAAAUCUAGAUGUAAACUCCUUUUACUUAUAGAUCUCACAUGUUAUCAAAAACAAUUUUAUAAAACACUUUAAGUACUAAUAAAAGUAAAAAAAUCAAGCUAGCAUUCCUUUAGUAUUGCAUGAUGUGGUUUAGCUGAAACUUACUUGCUUUUCCAAAAGAGAUUCUGAUACUGACUGCUGCAGCAAGGUUCUUUUGAGUUUGUUGUUCCUUACUGUGUGCUUUGUGAUAAAACUUUGCUGCUACUUGUUCUCUACUUGAACUAACCUGUAUACAUAAGGCACCUUGGUCUCCAUGUGGUGUGACUGUCAUUUUUAUAAUAAUAAUAAUAAUGGCUAACAUUUACUGAGUACAAGCUAUUAGGUAGACACUGUUGUAAAUGGUUUACUUGUAUUUUUCAUUUAACACGACAAAUCUACGAUGAGGUACUGUUAUUAGCUCCACCUUACGGAUGGAGAAAUUGAGGCACAGUGAGAUUAAUUUGUCUAAUGUCACAAAGCGCAGGUGGUGAAGCUUGAUUGAACAGUGUGGCUCAUGCUUUUAACCACUUGGUUAUAUUGCCCCUUGAUGAAUCAUCAGCCUAUCUUUAUUAAAUUUUGACAAUUGAAGUAAUAUUUUGGCAACAAUGUGAUCAUAAACAGUCAUAAAGGCAAUAACAAAAUCAUAUAGCAACACCCAGAUGGACAUCAUUAUGCUCAUACAUGUUUCUUACAGAAAUAAACACAAAUUUUAAAAAUUCUUGCAGAUAAUUCAUGGUGUCCUAAGAUUAUAAACACAAUGAGAAACAUUGAUUUGGAAGUCCCGAGGAAGAAUUUAAAACAGGUGAUGAAACAUAAAUAAAGCUUUUAUUGUAGAAGACUCAUUCAGUCAUUCAUUCAAGUCUUUAUAUAAACGAUCAUAUUUAUUGGACUACCAGUUCCUCUUAAAGGAAGUAAGUUUGAAUUACAGAAGGAGAAACAUUUACAAAGUAGAAUUACUUUUUGACAGUAAAAGCAGGUAAGGAUGUGGCUUACCAAAGGAGGCCAUGGAGUGUCCACUACCUUAUGUCUGCUAUUGUUCACCUGAUGUGUAAAUGGUUUGGGUACUCUUCUCCUUAGAGAUGACUGGGAUGAAAUGGACUGUUUUGUAAUAUACAAUAUGAAUAUACCAAAAAGUGUAUAUGCAGGGGCUGGCCCAGUGGCGUGGUGGUUAAGUUCGCGUGCUCCGCUUCAGCAGCCGUGAAUUUGCAGGUUCGGAUCCCCAGCACAGACCUGUGGACGGCUUAUCAAGCCAUGCUGUGGAGACAUCCCACAUAUAAAGCAGAGGAAGAUGGGCACGGAUGGUAGCCCAGGGCCAAUCUUCCUCAGCAAAAAGAGAAGGAUUGGCAACAUGUUAGCUCAGGGCUAAUCUUCCUCACCAAAAAACAAAUGUAUAUGCAUGUGUGAAGAAAGCUAAAAAUACAACCAGAAAAUAAGAAAUCAGAGAGUGCAGGGAAUAUAGCAGUAACCCAGGUAAAUAUGGCUACUUCAGCUGAAUAUUAAAAUGAGCUAUGAACUUCCCAGCAACUAGGGCAAAAAGGUAAAUACAAUGACUUUCUGUGCUUUUCAAUGUCUCUGAAGAGAAGCAUACUUAGGUUUUGAAACCUAAGAUGAAUUUACAUUAAAGAUCCUCUGAUAGUGACCUUGGAUAAGCUCUUACUUUUCUCUUAGUUCUCUUUUCUGUAAAAUAGGGAUAUAUCAUAUGCCUUCCCUGUGUAUGUGCUACACUGCCCAGACCCCUCCUCCAGGAAUGAGACACUAGUCACCCCAGCUGCCAGAAGCACUGAUUGAUGAGGGCUUCUGAUUGAAUUCCUCCCAAGAAUUUCCCUUUGCCCAAGGGAGCUGUCUCCCCCCAGGUGAGACCCCCUCUUUGGUGGCUGCCUGAAUCCAGUGACUGGUCAGGGCUGAAAUAACAAAGGUAUAGCCUCCUUGCCUCAAUUCAGAACAACUCUGAAGGGUCAUCCAAGUUCCAUACCUCACUUUAGGAUUAGCUAAGGCCUCUGCUGCAACUAUGUCUGUCUUCAACUUUCUCAGCUCAAUCCUGCUCAGUCUUUCACAAGUGGUGUUCUCAAGAGCCCUCCGCAGUAAACCUCCUGCACACAGUCUUCUCAGAGUCUGUAUCCUGAGACCCUCUCUUUUAAGAUUAUUGUAAAAAUUAGGAAUAAUAAAUGUAAACUGCUUAGCCCAGAUCUCAGCACACAGUAGGCACUGAGGAGAUGGUAGUUAUGGUUAACCUUCCUUACAUGGGACAUUGAGCCAACUAUGGAAAAUGUGUGAUUUUUGUAGAAGGUACACACAUUUUUCAUAUGGCCAUUGCUUUUAGCAAUCCUCAUAAAGGUAAGAAUAAAAUACAAAAAUUCUACCAAACGAGCUAUAAAAAGGGUUAUAAUUGCCUGGAUUUCUUUCUAACAACUUCCUCAAUAAAUUCAGUCACCCAAGGACAGAUGCUUAAACUUAAAACAUGCUUAUUUUCAGGUUUUUCAAUAAAAGGGUAUAUGUCAGGAUAUGAGGAUGUAUUCUUUUCAUGCAUUUAUGAUCUGUAGUUUACACCAUGUAAAUGCAAAACCACACUUUUUGAAGUAAUUCAGUAUUUACCAUUUUUUAACAAUUGACUGAAUCUUGACUUAAUGCUUGUACCCAGAUAUCUUGAUGGAGGAUUUCUAAUAACCUUACUUUUUAGAUGAUUUUAUCUAGAUAUCAAGAUUAUUUUUUGCUCACAACCAAAUACAUGAAAUUUGCUAAUGGAAAAAAUCUGUAUUGUAGGUUACCUUUACAUUGUAGAUGGUAGUUUUUAGUAAGAAAAUAACUGCAAAACUGAGAGAAUCACACCGUCAACAUAUGAAAGGAAUAAAAUAGCCUAUAAUUUCAGGGGGGAAAACCUGCCCUGCGGUUUCCCUUUUGAACAUUGGUCUCAUGAAUAGAAGAAGGUACCUUUGUGUUGGGGAAGCAAUACAAUGUUGUAACAAUAAAGCUGUGUGAGGUUUUUUGGUAAUGUGUGUGUGUGUGUACAUGUGUGUAGUUCUUAUUUUUUAGACAUGGUUGAUUAUGGAACAGUUAGUGCGUAAUGCAAGAUGUUUGUAUGGGAGCCUUUUAAAGAUAAAUGAUUCUGCCCUGCUAUCCUAGAAAUAUUUUAGAUAAUUCUCUUGAAUGUGUUUUUUUUUAGUUACCACAUACUAAUAAAAGUUAACAUUUUUAAUAUCAUCCAAAUACCACUUUGAGGUGGUGCCCCAGCGGGUGAAGUACUGAGAAAAAGAUUCAACAGAGAUGCCGAUGUAGCAACUUCAGAGGUGAAAGUAGGAGUCACAUGAAAAUAACCUCUAAUCCAAGUCAGUUCUUUACAGACAACUGAGUUUUUUUCCCUUUUAGGUGGGGAGGAAGUUCUAGACAAAUAGCAUUAUCCAUCUUUGAUGACUGUAAUUACCUGUUGCUGCUUAUGUCUGAAAUAUUAAGUAGUUCAGUAUACCCUAAGUUUUUGAUCUGUCUUGUUCUAAAUAGAGAAGCACUUGAGGAUUCCAUGUCUAGAAGGAUUCUUGUAUCCCAAAGAAGUCCUUAAACACGACCACGCAUACUAGGUAUGGCUUUUAUAAUGUUAUGCCAAGAUGAGAUAUUGUAUGAGUAGCCGUAUGAUUUACCUGCAGUGUAGGGUUCAAAGCUUUAUGGUCACGUGAAUAUAGUUCCUUGAGCAAUGGAAGUUGUGUGUUUUUGACAAUUAGUAUUGUCCUCCUCGAGGGUGUUUUCUUCCUAAUCUGAAUGGGCAAGACCCUCAGCUGCUAGCAUGGAGGAACCUAGAAAACAUAGGUGCUGAUACUCAUUGAGAAUCAAAAUUUCCUGAAUUAUCUGUUUUAUGCAAGAAUCUCUCCCUCAUGAAGACAGUACUGACCAGUUAUAGAAACAAAAGUGAGUCGUUGAUAGCCAGAUUCGGAAUGAAGUGCAAGCUGAUAGAAUUCAAUCCUGGACAGUCCCCCACAAAGACUGAGGCUCCAGAGAGGGAGGGGAUCCAUGACCCAAAAAAGUUAAGAACCUCUGCUGUGGAGAGGAAAAGUAAAAGUAAAAUCUGGUUCGAUGCCCAGAACUGAAUGCUGUGCUCCAGCUGUGGCCUCACCGGUGCUGAAUAGAGAGGAAGAGCCACCUUCAUAGCUUACAUGAGCUGGAGUCAGAUGGCAGCACUAUGGAGGAGUAUUCACAGGAGGACUGGGGAAACCACAGUCAGGAGCUCCAUGGCUAUCCAACAGAUCAGGAAUUGGAUGAUAUACCUGUCACAAAGAGAACAUUAAAAAUAAAACAAGAAUCUUCUGAAGAAGCACAGAAGAGAGACAUCAUGCAGAAUAUUGUACAGAUUUUGGAAUCAGUACAGUUGAAAUGGGAACUGUUUCAGAGCUGGACAGACUUUUCAAGGCUUCAUCUUUCUAAUAAACUGGCCAUUUUUGGAAUUGGUUAUAACACCCGUUGGAAAGAAGAUAUCCGUUACCAUUAUGCUGAGAUCAGCUCCCAGGUGCCCCUUGGCAAGCGACUCCGGGAAUACUUCAACUCCGAGAAGCCUGAGGGACGGAUCAUUAUGACCCGAGUGCAGAAAAUGAACUGGAAAAAUGUUUACUACAAAUAUUUAGAGAUCACUAUUAGUGAAGCUAGGUGCCUGGAGCUGCACAUGGAAAUUGACUGGAUACCUAUCGCCCACUCCAAACCAACUGGUGGGAACGUUGUUCAAUAUUUAUUGCCAGGAGGCAUUCCCAAAAGCCCAGGCCUUUAUGCCAUUGGCUAUGAAGAAUGUAUUGAGAGGCCCCCCUCACCCCACAUGGAGCGACGUACCCUGGACCCAGGAAAGGAGGGCCGGGUUGACUUGGAAACCCUUUCAGCACAAGCUUCAUUACAGGUGGAAAUAGAACCCACUCGAAUUAUCUAUUGCUACCUCGGGAUUGCUGAGGUCAGGACUCUGCAGCAAUGCUUAUUUUUACAUUUCCAAGCAAAUACCAAAACCUUCAGCAAAGAUUGGGUUGGUAUUAAUGGGUUUUUGUCUCAGAACUGUAUUGUGGAUCCUGGAGUUUCCCCUAAAUCCAUCUAUAUCAAAUUUGUAGAAGUAGAGAGGGAUUUUCUUUCCGCUGGCUCUUUGGUUGAAUGCCUGGAAAAAGCCAUUGGAUACCCCUUAAAAUUUAACAACUGAAUGUCAUCCUUCAUAAGGAUUUGGGCUCUUACCUCUCUCUUCUCUACUCACUUCCCAUUACCCAGACUGUCCUUCAUCCAGAUGCUGCCAUCAGACUCUUCAUGGAAACUCUCCACGAUCAGGCCAGUACAACUUCUAAGGAAUCAUAGUAGACUCUGGGCAGAAAAAACAGACCUCACCUGAAAAUGCUCAUUUUGAGCAAGCAAGAUAUACAAUGAACUUGCAUGGUGGGUCAGCUCUUUCUUUUUUAAAAACAAAAAACAAUUUUUAAAUGGAUUUUAGAGCCCUAAUAUAAACAAAUGUAGGUACAUUCCAUAUUGGACAAAACUUAGACUUUGAGUUUCAUAUGAAAUUGAAGAAUUGUAUUUUUUUCACAAUGUUUCAUUUUUACACAUCUCUAUGUCUCUAUAUGAGUAUUAUUUACAACGCUGAAUAAAUAAGCAAUAGAUAAUGGCAAGUUAAAUCUUGAGUCACAGUAAAUAAGACUGUUUUUCAAUAUCACCCUUAGCUACUAUUGUAUAUAAUUUAGUUUCAUUUUUUUCACCAACCAAGUGUUUUGCUAUUCCCAAUCAGUGUUGCCUGCAAAGACCUUUGUUUCUGUGAUGUACCAACUUUAUGGUUGUGUUGCCAUUUAAACUUUAAAAAAAAAAAAAAAAAAUUAAAGGAAUUCCUGGCCUCUUGG